Vanessa atalanta (red admiral) is the source of this 4010-nucleotide messenger RNA. It is a transcript of the gene Sdc, whose product is annotated as syndecan. The transcript has 5 exons. Gene Ontology annotation, cellular component: membrane; cell surface. NCBI's taxonomy places the organism in Eukaryota, Metazoa, Arthropoda, Insecta, Lepidoptera, Nymphalidae. Gene Ontology annotation, biological process: cell migration. The coding region runs from base 172 to 1005 and encodes 277 amino acids. The record is from RefSeq and is a predicted model, not a curated record.
AGCGCCACUCAGUUUACUACAAACUCAAAUCGACGACGCAUGUCGCUUCUCUCGUUGUUGUGACCGUGUGUAUGGUGCUAGUGUAAUAACAUAACAGCAAAUUGUUUUGUGCUGUGAUAAUUUGUGUGGUGUAACCCUGUUCAUAAAACCGGGCUUUUUAAAGUUAUUGUGAUGCAGUUGAGCAUAUUCCUAUGGCUGUCUUGUGUAGCCCUCGCAGGAUAUGUUCGAGCGACAGAGGAGGGUGCAACUGGCGUUCCGUCAACGGAAGGCGCAGUACACCAGCACGACGAUCCGCUCGCAUCAGACAAGGAUCUGUUCAUCGACGAUGAUGGUUCCGGUGUAGAGAUCGACGAGAGCUCCGGCUCCGGGUGGGGUCCCGGGCCCGGUCCGGACGACGAGGACGGCCGCGCCGGCUCAGGUGACGCACCCAAUGCGCCUGAGGAUGACGAAGACUUCACUCUACGUACCACUACGACACCGGAACCGGUUGACUUCGAUUCAGACUAUUCGGAGGAGCAUAUGAUCGACUCGGUUCCGGAGACCGCACCCACAAUCCUGCCAGUAGACAAGUUCGAUGUAGUCAGUCCUCGUAUAUUAUCUAAACCAGAGGAAGCGCCAGACACACGUGGAUCUGGAGAGGAACAGUCCCCUCGUCCAGAUCAGACAGACAUUAGUAUAUCUGGGGAAGACAUCAACCCACCUAUUGACCAAGACAAGUCUGGUUCGAACCUCGAACCGGAGUCGCGUCCGGCGGACAACGUCGUGUUCAUCAUGAACGCUAAAUCCGAGGAUCGCGCCACCAGCUUCUUCGCGCAGCCUGGAAUACUUGCGGCUGUGAUCGGCGGAGCGGUUGUAGGACUACUUUGUGCAAUCCUGGUGGUCAUGUUCAUAGUAUACCGCAUGCGCAAGAAGGAUGAGGGCUCUUACGCGCUCGACGAACCCAAGAGGAGCCCCGCCGCAGCCUCCUACGGGAAGGGUCACAACAACCGGGAGUUCUAUGCGUGAGACCACACAGAACAAACUCUGCCACAAGUUUAUUAAACGAUACACAAAAAAGCAUAUUCAAAACGGCGGAUAACGCUAUUCCAAAUUUAAAUUCUGAUAUUGGCAGUUGCAACCCGUUCGCUUCGAACGUUUCUAUAGUAAUGUGGCUAAAUUUGUUCUGUGAAUAUGGAUUUAUAUCCAAUAAAUAUAUCAACAUGUAAAUGUACUGAUUGUACUUUGCUAUGUACAAACCAUGUACGACCUAAUGUUGUCUAUUCGACAUUCGAAUUAAUGGUAAUUUGUAUGAAUUGAAUUUUAUCAAAAUAUCAAUUUUAAGACCAAAUUUUUAAAGUCAACUAGUUGUUGAUGUUCAUAAAUUGUCCUAAGUCUUGAUGUACCAUAAACUGGACAAUAGCAGCCAAUGCGUGAUCUGUUAAGAGUGAGACACAAAGAGAGAGAGAGAGAAAGAGACACAAAAAUCUUGUUGUCGCAUCUUUUUGUUUCUUCUAAAUAACAGCUAACGUUAUUGGUCAAGUUUAAAAGUGUUCGACGUGACCACGGCCAGUGUGUUUUGGACGUUGAGCAAUACUAGUUAAAAGCCUUUUAAUCGAAACUUAACGGGAGAUCUUGUAUAAUGUUGUUCUGUAAAAAAUAAAUGUGCCAUCCGCUUCUUUCGAUUGUAUAUUUGCCAAUCAUAUGUUAGUUUUACCUUCAUCGCAUAGAUUAUAUUCUAACUGUAGCAGAUAAUCUAUGGACACGUCCAUAUCUUGUUUGUCUAUAUCAUGUAUAAAGUUAUUAUUUGAAACCUCGUAAAAUAAACGUCAAAAAUAAUGACACGUGUUAUAGACAUUUAAUAAAUUAAUAAGAAUUAUUUAAUAACAUUUAAAUUAAUAUCUUUAGUAAUUUACUGAAACCAUUACCUAAUAGUACGUUUCAUUUUACGAGGUUUGAAGAUAAAAUAUUUAAUUAUAAGCGUAAUUAAUAAAAUACACAUAUUACACAUACUAUUUGCACACGAAAGUGUAUCGCCGAUUUCUAGAAAAUCAUAUCUUUCAGAACAGUGGCCAUUGAAUUGUAAACUGUAUGCUAUGACAAUCUGUAUGAAAACGACUUUAGAAAUCUUUUUUGUGUUCCUUUAGUAUAUAAGUCUUUUGUAAUUGUUUUUUUUAUACUAACUAUGUGGGGUUUUAUCAUUAUUUUGUUUUAUACUUUUUAAUUAAUUUUACUUAUUGUAAUUUAAGACGAUUUUGUCGUGUCGGCUAUGAUUGAAUAAUAACACUUGUUAUCGCCUUUUUGGUUGUAUUUUUUAUAUAAAAAUCAUUUUCCGUCAGUGCGCAACGAAUUUUUAUUCCAAUUUUCAUUUCACGUUGAUAACAUUUCUUAUACUCACUAAGAAUUUUUUAAAGCAAUUGCCUAAUAAUUUCUUUGCCAAGUUAAAUAUGACAAUUCAGUCAAUUAAUUUAUUUAAAUUACAUUUAAUAGUCGUGUAUCAUUGAUUAUAUCAAAAUAUAAAUUAAUCAAUUAGUAAUUUACGUGUAUGUGUAUGUAUUUUUUAAUGAAUAAUUAUGAAAAUUGGAGUACGAUUCGGACAUAUUGAAAUAAUAUUGCUAGAUAAAUAGUGUAUCGAGAAAUAUUGUAAUCUAAAUGUAUUCUCAAAUACUAACUGCGUUUAAGGUAAUUAUAUAAGGACAAAUAUACUAGUAUCAGAAUACGAAUGUUGCAGUAGUAUUAACCGUACCAGCAGAUUAAAGAGUGGGAGCAGGACGGCGUAUAUGAUGCGCUCUGUCACACUUACGGUGACGCCAUAGUGACGCUCCGCACUUAUAAUUAUUAUAUUACAAUACAAUUGAAAAUAAUCCUAAAAAACUAAAAAAUAUAUGCAUUAUAUCAUGUAUGUAUAUACCAUAUUACUGAUAUUUGUUUUUAAAAUACUAUUAAAACACUAUCAAUGAUAAGUCAUUAUUUUAUCACAUCGUAAAACAAAUGCAGAAAGGGAUAUGACCACCUUCAUUCUAAUAUUCAUAUGACAGCGAGUCUCUUAUAACUAAUAAAAAUCAAAGCGAUCUUUCUUUCAUCAUUUUCUUUAAUACAUUUUAAUUAAUAAUCUACACGACGAUUAUAAACAGAUGCCAGAUACACUACAAAAUAAUUGUUUACUUAAAACGCAGCUAGUAUUCGUAUAUCUGCUAAAAACAUUCCUCUGCGAAUACAUUAAAAAUUAAUAUCCUAAAAUAUAAUAGCUAUGACGCUCACUUAGUGUAAGUAUCUGUACAUUAUAAUUGUAAAUUCUUUUAGAUCUAAUGCUACUAAUUUAUACAAUAACAUAGUAAUUCAGUAACCAAAUAUUUUUUUCUUUUUCAAAAUAGUCCAUUAAAUAUAGCAGAAGCUUAUAGGUUUUUCUUUUUUAAAUUAACAGAUAAAAAAUAAAAUCAAUAUUAAACUUGGCUAAUUAAAAUAUAUGAUCUGUGUCUAUUUUAUUUUUAAUGUUAAGUGUUCUGUGUUUUAUCACAUAAACCAAGUUUGAUAGGUUAUUAAUAUCAAAGCGCAAAAGUGACGUACUGCUUUUAAAAAAUUACAAAACUCUCUGACAUUUCAUUGACAACUUAAACUUAUGAUAGAAAUUUUUGGCACCGAUACGUCUUGACAGCAGUUGUCAAACUUUCUAUUGCGUAGACGCAAUUUAAAUCUCACAAAUUAAAUCAAACAUUAGUUUUUGUUUAUCUCUAGACAAGCUUAAGUUCGAAUAAAUAGCGAAUAAGUCCGUCACUUUUGUCCUGAGGUAUCUGGGGCAACUAUUGUAAGCAAUGCAGUGCCAAUGUUAUGCAAACUAUACGUUGCGUGUAAAGUCAUUUUGCAUUUAAGAUCACGCGAUUCAUGCUAUUUUUAAAUAACAAUGGCAUGGGAAUAUUUUAUAUCCAAAUAGACAUAUUUAUUUUUGCUCAAAUUAUUCAACCAUGGACAAUUUUUAAUCCGUUUUUUUUUUUCAUAUUUUAUCUGAAUAUUUGAAAAUGAUUUUGUAAACUUUU